Molecule: messenger RNA, 1765 nt
Organism: Zingiber officinale
Lineage: Eukaryota; Viridiplantae; Streptophyta; Magnoliopsida; Zingiberales; Zingiberaceae
Product: ARM REPEAT PROTEIN INTERACTING WITH ABF2-like
Exons: 8
Coding region: 1-1362 (453 amino acids)
Molecular function (GO): protein binding
Source: RefSeq, a predicted model, not a curated record
AUGGAGGUGGUGUUAAUGCAGAUACCGAGGCCCCAGGUGAAGUGUGGAUGUCGUCAUGUCGAUGUUCGCGGUGCCGACGCUGAUGGAGACGCAGUCUUCGUUUUCGAAGAUGAGGCAGUUGUCUGUGAUGAUGCCGUCAGACUUCUCGAGGUGGAUCCAUCGGCGUUGCGGCUGAGGGCAGGGCAGGCAAUGCGGAUGAGAUGGGUGGAGGAGAUCGCGGUCUCCAAUCGUCUGGCUAUGGUGGACGCAGAGUUAAAAAAGUUAAGGAGUUCGGGUGGCGCCCCCUCCCAGGGUCCUUCAUACGCCGAGCUGCAGAAAGAGCUCAAGAAGACCCAAGAUCUACUGGCGGCUGAACAAAAGAAGACGGCCGAUCAGGCCUAUACUCUGGGAGAACUUGAGAGACAAGUGAAAAUGCUCGAUCGGAAGAUAAGCCUUGCCACCGAUCGGAAGAAGACGGCCAUCUCUGAACUGGAGAAGAAGAAUGUCGAGGUGCAGGGCCUGGUCUCCGAUGGAGGUGGGCGGAGUGGGCAGAAGCGGAGGAAGUUGGAGGAGGAGAGCAGCACCGCCGCCGCAACCAGCUCCCACGCGUCUCCGUCCUCGGCGGUGGAGGAAGAGGAGAUGGGAGUCGAAGAAAUGUGCUGCCCUCGCUCCCAGGAAGCGCUCGCCCGCGAGGUCCGGGCCCAAGUCGAUGUCCUGGAGCGAGCUUUCUCCUGGCGCCUCGCUGAUCGAGCCGCCGCAAGGCUCGCUACUCACGCCCUAGCCGAACUCGCCAAGAGCGAGGAGGCUGUGAGCGUGAUCGUUGAAGGAGGGGCCGUGCCGGCGCUCGUGAAGCAUCUACAAGAGCCUCCGCCUCUGCUGGUAAGGGAUGGCAGUGCUAGCGGAGAAGAUCGGCCUUUGGAGCACGAGGUUGAGAAUGGGAGCGCGUUUGCUCUCGGUCUACUUGCAAUGAAGCCUGAACAUCAGCAACUCAUAAAUGAUGCUGGUGCCUUGCCUUUGCUUGUCAAUCUCUUAAAAAGGCAUAAGAAAGGUUACAACUACUGGGCAGUUAAUGGUGUUAUUAGGCGAGCAGCUGAUGCAAUUACUAAUCUUGCUCGUGGAAAUAGCAAUAUCAAAACAUAUGUCAGGAAUGAAGGUGGGAUUCCUCCCCUUGUGCAACUGUUGGAAUCUAUUGACAUGGAGGUGCAGAGGGCUGCUGCAGGUGCCUUGAGUAUUUUGGCAUCUAAGAAUGAAAGUAACAAAAAUCAGAUUGUUGAAUGUAAAGCUCUUCCCACAUUGAUUCUCAUGCUUCAGUCAGUUGAUCCUUCCGUCCAUUAUGAAGUGAAGCUCACCUACAUCAGAUGGUUGAUACUUAUUACAUCUUAGCUACUUUGAUGGUUGCCUACUGUACCAAUAUUAUGCAUUUGGCAGAUAUAUGGUUAUGAGAGAAUCCUGAAUGAAUAGUCAGAUGUCUGAUCAUGAGCAGUUGAUUAUUCUGCAACCUUAGUCUUCGCUGUGAUUUGUUUCUGCUACAAUGCUAAUAGAGGGCGAACCUUCUGAUGAUAAAUUUUGACAGUCAUAGUGAUACAACAAAAUCCAUACUAUGAACAGAAUGAACAAGGCCGACAGUGAAUUUGGAAACAUUGAGUAGCUUAAGCGAAGCAGCUGUAACAUGAAAUAUUUGGUUUUCAUUCAUCUUGGUAUUAUCUAUUCUUGUAGUCGGAACUGUCAUUUCUUCGUUCCCUGGAUCCAGUUUGCUUACAUUGAGGAUCUCAAAUUGGAUAGCCAU